AAUUUCUAUCUCGUUAGUCAAGAAGAGACACUUCUUCGUCUCCAACUCUCUCUCUCUCUCUCUCUCUCUCUCUCUGUGAAGCAAAGGCCAUGGAUCGCACCCAGAUCGUUCUUCUAGGGUUACCACUCUUCCUCUUCUGCUUCGAUGUCCUUAACCUCUUCACUCUCCGACCACCACCGCCUCCUCCUCACAAGGCUCAUCACCACCACCACCACCACGACCACCUCCAAAACAAACCACCUCCGCUCCCCAAAGACACCCUAGACUUCCCCUCACAGAAACCAAUCGCUGGAGCAGUGGGGGUCGGCAACACAGUCAAGAUUAGCUUCUGCACCUCUUGCUCUUACAAGGGGACUGCAGUAACAAUGACCAAGAUGCUAGAGGCUGCUUAUCCUGGGCUUGAAGUUGUUCUUUCAAACUAUCCCCCAGCUUUACCAAAGCGUCUGCUUAGCAAAUUAGUUCCUGCUGUUCAAUUUGGAAUAUUUGGGAUUGUCAUGGGGGGUGAGCAACUUUUCCCUAUGGUGGGGAUGGUACCUCCUCCUUGGUUUUACUCUUUGCGUGCGAAUAGGUUUGGAACCAUGGCAUCUACUUGGCUUCUUGGUAAUGCAUUGCAGUCCUUCCUUCAAGGCACUGGCGCUUUUGAAGUUUCCCUCAACGAUGAAUUGAUUUUCUCUAAGCUCCAGGAGGGAAGAUUUCCAGGAGAGAUUGAACUAAGAGAUGCCAUUGGCAGGAAGUUGGUCAAUUCAGGAAUCACAGGUGACGGGGCAUUAUGGACCUAGUCUGCUUUUAAAAGUCUGAAUGUAUGCGACUUUCAUAGUUGGUUCAACUCGGGAAUGACUAGUUAAUCAUCAAUAUUGUACGAAAUAACAUCAGUAAAUGUUUUGCAGAUAGGUUGGACCUUUUGUGUGCAAUACCUGAUUCUCCAUUGCUACAUGAUACAUGCAUUGGUUGGAUUUGAGAUGUCUUGGAUCUUGUUAGUGUAGUUUCAUCUCCUUCGGUAUAAUAUCUGUUCUAAUCAAA
Molecule: messenger RNA, 1020 nt
Organism: Rosa chinensis
Lineage: Eukaryota; Viridiplantae; Streptophyta; Magnoliopsida; Rosales; Rosaceae
Product: selT-like protein
Exons: 4
Coding region: 90-779 (229 amino acids)
Biological process (GO): cell redox homeostasis
Cellular component (GO): endoplasmic reticulum membrane
Molecular function (GO): thioredoxin-disulfide reductase (NADPH) activity
Source: RefSeq, a predicted model, not a curated record